Messenger RNA from Diabrotica virgifera virgifera (western corn rootworm), 6088 nucleotides. RefSeq names its product protein eva-1 homolog C. The record is from RefSeq and is a predicted model, not a curated record. The transcript is spliced from 8 exons. Gene Ontology annotation, molecular function: carbohydrate binding. The coding region runs from base 1 to 1332 and encodes 443 amino acids. Lineage: Eukaryota; Metazoa; Arthropoda; Insecta; Coleoptera; Chrysomelidae.
AUGGCUUUACUCUCUGGAACAUUGAGGACAUAUCAACAAGCCGGAUGCGAUGAUGAAGUGGUAGUCUUGAACUGCCCAACUGGAACAAGCAUAUCCAUAGAAGUCGCCCAGUAUGGAAAACCAGCACCAGAAGAAUCACUUUGCAAGCUAAGAUCAACGUCUUCGACUAUUUCAAGGUCGUCCUACAACUACAAUUCUUCGUGUUUAUGGCCAAACGCAAUCCAGUAUUCGCUGUUGCAGACUGUCGUGGAGGCCUGCCAGAAGAAACGCCAAUGCAAAUUUCAGACCAGCCCGAAGACUUUUGGAGGCGAUCCAUGUCCAGAAGUACGAAAAUAUGUAGAAGUAGCAUACAAAUGUAGACCAUACGAAUUUCGUAGUCAAGUAGCUUGCCAAAAUAAUAGAAUCCAGUUAAAGUGCAAUCCGAAUUCUAGAGUUGCAGUCUACAGUGCAAGUUAUGGUAGGACUGAGUAUGAGAGUAUUCAGUAUCCACAGCCACAAGGUGUGCCAGAAGAGACCUGCCUUGUUAGCUACGCCACUGAGAUCGUCAUGCAACUCUGUCAUGGAAAAAGAAACUGUGACUUGUCAGCGGACACUAGGACCUUUGGAAGUCCCUGCAAACCCGAGUCCAGAAUGUAUUUAAAGGUGGUCUACACCUGUGUCCCGAGAAAAGUCCUGAAGGAACAAUACGAAGGAUUCCUCGAACCCGACGAAACAGAUGAAAAGCUUCCGAACGACGACGAAAGCGUUUUCGAGAUAUAUGAUGCAGGAAACGAAUACAUCAGGGAAUUCGCUGCCUCCCCUUCUGAUCCAAACAUAGAAGGAGUUACCAAAGUUAAUUUUACCAAAAAAUCCACCCAAGACAGUUCAAAGAGCCUGUCCAAGAACAACAGCAGGUUUGAGUUCGAAAACCAAGAACGAUUUUUCCUCUAUCUGAUAGUAAGCGUAGCAGCUGCAGUUGUUUUGCUCCUGAGCGUCAUGGUAGGAAGGCUGCUAGUGCAACGCCAUCGAUCAAACCAGGAUCCGAAAUGCCAAGCCACGAAUAUUUCUGAUACCACCUUCCCCAACGGAUUUGUCGACGACAUAGACGAAGUAGAUGCAGAUAUAGAUCUACCCACACCUUUACCUUGUCCAAUGGUUCCGUCAGUUACUGUUUUUUCUUCUCCAAUUGGUAGUAUAGCAGAGGUUGUUCGAUAUCCUCAGAUCGGCAACCCAAAUUCUCUGGGAGGCCCAAACCCUCUAGGAGGUACCCUCAGAAGACCGACCCUUAUGAUGGAUAGGGAACUUCCAGCAACUUUAAGCAACACAUCCAACAGCCAAUACUACUUCGGAUGACCCGAAUGCCAGGGCCACGGAGGCCCCACUAUGCCCCAUUCACCCACGGUUUAUACAUGUGCAGGCCAAGGUACUUAUUGUUUUUAGAUACGGUGACAUUUGACAUUUGACGUUUGACAUUUGUGUUGUGGUUAAUAGUGAUAUAUUAUGCCAUAUUGACAUUAUUUAGGCACGCUAUUUUUGGGGAAUCGAAUAAAAGAUGAGAUAACAAGUUUGUGUAAUAAAUAGUUGGUUAUGUGUUUAAAACGAAAAUACAAGAUUAAUGCAAGUGGAGCGGAAUAACUACUUUUUGCUCGUUACACAAACAAUAUUUUUUCUAUAAUCACCGAAAACAAUUCAUUUUUUUAGGAUAUCGGCGGUUAAACUGUAAAACCUCGUAAGUCAGUUUUAUGUAACUUUAGAGGAGAGACGAAAAACAUUUUGGCUUCUUUAUGUAAGAUUCAAUUUAUUCGUUUUUUGUGUGUAGGGUUCUUUUUAGAUAACGAUUCCAUUACCAUUAAGUAAAAUUCAGUAAUAUUUUUUUUGUCAAAGAGAUACUUACGAGGUUUUGUUACUUAAAAUCUUAAACUAUCAUUAAACUUACGAGGUUUUGUCUCAUUGAAAUGCAACUUAUGAGGUUUUGUAACUUAAAAUCUUAGUUAUGAGGUUUUUUAAAUAUUGACAAGCUUUCGUAGUUUACAAGAUAUGUAAAAGUAUAAACCAACAAAGUAUAAAAGUAAUAAUGGGCCAAAAAUAGACUUACGAGGUUUUGCAGUUUAACCGUCGAUACCUGUUACAAAUAGUUACCAAAAAUCACACUAAAGUGAAUUAGUAAAAGAUCUUUUGAGUUUGCUUUUAAAACCUUUAUAACUGUUUCAAAAUGUUUGUACUUUGGUAUGUUUUCAUCAUAAUCAAACCUUCUGCGUCCAAAGUUGAACAUAGGUCUCAGCUACUGUCUUCCUGUUUUGUCAGUCUUGAGCUUGCUUCAGGAAAUUCCCAGCGAUUCUUUUGAUGUCAUCUAUCCAUCAAGUAGGUGAUAUAUCUCUGUUUCUUCUAUCUGCUUUUUGUCCCCAUAUUGUAGUUGGAUAGGUCUACCGGCCGUCAUCUAUUCUAGCCAUGGCUGAAGUGUAACACAUGGCUAGCCCAGUUACACUUCAGCCAUGCUAUAAUGAAGUCUGUGACGCUUUCCUUCUUCUCAUUUCCGCGUUUCUAACCCUGUCAAUUAGAGUCAGUACAAGUAGUUACCAUUCCAUUCUCCCAUGGGCAACUUUGAGUUUAGUUGUUGUUGCCUGGGCUUGGGCAAAUAUUGCUCUUGAUGUCUGAUAGAGCUCCAUAUGCGGCCCAUGCUAAAGUAAUUCUACUUUGCAGUUCAGCAGUUUCAUUAUUCCUGGCAUUUUAAAUUUCAUGAUGUAACUAAGUAGGUAUUUAUAUUUAUCAACUAAUGCUAUUUCGUUUUUUCUUGGUACCAGAUUUGGUAUAUAUUUUGUCUUACCAGAAUUUAUGUUCAAACCAACUUCCUUACUGAUGACAUCUAGCUCAGUAAUAAGCGUAGUUGCUAUAUCUUUUAAGUUAUCUGUUAUCAGAACUAUGUCGUCCGCAAAUCCUAGCUGUAAGAGCAUUUUGCCGUCGAAAUUGAUUCCUUCGGUGUUUCACUCUAAUUGUUUGAACGCAUCUUCCAAAAGUGUUGGAAACAGUUUGGGAGAUAACAUAUCUCCUUGUCUAAUUUCUUAAUUUCUCUUUCUCGACUUUUAUACAUUUUGUAUCUGUGUGUAAUCUUACGGCCAUGGUUAUAUUAUUGUAUAAAAUAUGUUUUGUGAACAGUGUGAAGCACCUAUAAUCUAUACUUAAUACAAUAUAAACAACCUACAUUUCGCAGAUUGCCCAGACCUUCUUGCAAAUAGUCAAAACAUAGCUAAUUGAUCGACUGGUCGAUAAUGAAAGUCAAAUAUUUGGUCUGCAAUUAAACAUAUCAAAGACAAAGAUCAUGAUAGUUCACAGACUAUAUAACUUUCAUUCACACAUAACUACAAUUUAUUGACCGGUUUGAGGUUGUGAGCUCAUACUUAUAUCUGGGAUCAUUGAUCACAAACAAAGGGUCACUGCUACAGGAAGAAAUAAAACGUAGAUGUGAUCUAGAAAAAAUUGCCACAGCAAAAAUGACCACAAUAUGGAAGGACUGCCAAAUCUCAAGAACGUUAAAGAUGAGGUUGAUCUACUGCUUAACAUUCCCAAUACCGACCUAACAGAUGUGAAUGUUGGACCCUGAGAAAAUCGUAAAGACGAAAGGUAGGCGCCACUGAAAUGUUCUGUUAGAGACGGAUGCUACGAAUUUCUUGGACGGACCAUAGAACAAAUAAUUCAAUUUUAAGAGAGCUAAAAGUUAGCCAACUACUCUCCAGUAAAGUCCAUCUACAACAAUUAAAAUACUUGGAACAUAUUAUGAGAGCAAACACAGACAACAUGGAUAGACUCACUAUAUAAGGAAAGUAGGAAGGCCGAAGAUCACGAGGAAAAUCCCCAACAAGAAAGAUCGAUCAAAUUAAUGAAAUAUACAGCAUUAGACCUAUGCACGAGUUUAAAAAAAUGAUCAGAGACAGAGAUUUUUGGAGGCGGAAAAUACACGACAUCUACCACUACACUCCCUCCGGGGGGUCAGAAUAAUCGAAAGAUAAUCGAAACUCUCUCUUAUUACGCUGAUAAUGUUUAUCAUAACGAAUGUUUUGCGAAAGUCUACGAAAACCAGGACCAAUGGUUGGUUGUACCUAUUCGAUGGAUUUUUCUAUAUUCUCUUUAAUGUAGUGGAGGUGGUUGUUAGUGCCAACGUUUUUUCGAAUGCCUAGGUCUUCCUUAGGAUUGUAAAAAUCUAAUUUUGUUUCUAGUCUAUUUAUUAUUAUUGUUGUGAAUAACUUGUAGACAUGGUUUAAAAGGCUUAUGAUUCGGUAAUUAUCAACGUCUGCUGGAUCACUCAUUUUUAUUUUUAUGUAUUAAAAUAGUAAGUGCACUAUUCCAUCUUGUAAGUGUUUCACUUUGGUGUGGACAGAAGUUGAUCAAUGUCUUUAUUUUCUCUAAAAGUAUAUCUCCUGCAAUCUUUGCUGCUUCUAUAACGAUAAUAUCUUCACCUAUAACAAUAUUACCUUCACUUGGAGCUUGAUUUCCUUUCAUUUUCUUUAAUGCGUUCUUUAUUUCGUUAACUGUUGUCUGUCCGUCUGUUGGUAUGUUUUAUCAACGAGAAAAGGAUUACAUUGUUUGCGAUGGAAACUGGUGAAAAAUUGUAUCAAUUAACAAACAAAUGCUCAUGAUAUUCAUUGAUCUUGAGAAAAUAUGUAGUAAAUAAUUAAUUUGAAAAGUAGAAUAUAUUUAAUCACCCUGUGGAAUUAGGCAUCCAAGUCUGGAAAAUAUUAUUGUCUACAUUGUUUCUACAUAACUUUUUUGGAUAGUCUGUACCAUAAUGGAAUUAUGAACCAAUGUCAUAAUAACAACUCAUCCUAUAUACACGCUACCUAAUAAUAUCGAAUUAUUUUCCAGACUUCAAAUUCUCCAACAUACCUACACUAUACACUCAUUAUCGAAAGCCUCAAAAUAUUUUUUAUUUUCUUUUUGAUUACACCUUCCAUCCUGACUUUUGAGUAAUGAAGGAAGUUUUGGGCAUUUAAAUUUAUCAAUAGCUCGCUUUAUUGCGAGGGUUGACUAUAACAUCGAUUAAUUGACCAAUAAAUAUGAAGAUCUGGGAACACAGUUCAAGGAAAUAUUUCAUCAAAACGCUUUCCGGAUAUGAACUCAAAACGUCUGUGAAAAAUCCAUAAAAUGUUUGUGGGCUUGUUCUUAUUUUUUUAUGGGUUGUUUCUAAAUAAAGCUAUUCUGGUAAUAAAGACAAUUUUCCGCUUAAUCCGGUAAAUUUUCAUUGAUUGAUCCAUUCAUUUUCAUUACUACUUGUAUUUUUUAGACAAUUUGGUCAACAGGUCAACAGUUCAGCUACAGGAAAGGUUUGUUUUAUUUUGUUCAUCAGAUUUUAAAGAUCUACUCCGCAAUUAGCCUAUUCUUUUUAAUUCUUAUUCUUUAAUUAUUUUUCGUGCCUACUCGGGAGAGAUCUUGAAAAAGCUCUUGAGGGUGAAACAGCUGGAAUAAAGGUAAAUGGAGUUCCCAUUAACAACAUUAGAUAUGCGGAUGAUACUGUCAUCUUAGCCGAAAAUAUUGAGGAUCUUCAGAGGCUGGUGACCAGAAUAGCGAAGUUUGGGCAAGAAUACGAUCUAACAAUGAACGUCAAGAAGACAAAGUUUAUGAGAGUAUCGAAAACUCAAAGAAAUAACGAGAAUCUCUUUAUAAACGGAACAAAUGUCGAACGCGUCGACCAAUAUGCAUAUCUUGGAACAUAGGCGUGACCAGGGGAGGUUUUGGGGGUUAUAACCCCCCAUUGGGAUCUACUUUGAGCUCUAUACGCUUAACACCAUUAUGUGUUGUUGACAAAUCAAGCCAUUUUAAAGUUUGUAACCCCCCCCCCUUAUUAGGAUCAUCCUGGUUACUCCGUUUUCUUGGAAUAAUGAUCAACUCCACAGGAAAUCAAAAUCAGAAUAGAAAUAGACCAGGGCUCAUCUGUAAAAAUAGUAGUACAUUUGGACGUUGAGAGGUGACUCAAAUUUUUUUGCAGAAAUUGCUUGAAAAUAAAUCAAAUAAUAAUAUUUGAGUUAUCCUCCCUCUCAAAAAGGUCCGGAACAUUGUUUAAAUAAUCAAAAUAUCAAAAAAUUAAGGAAAAAUUCGAUUUUUUUCUUGGUUUUUUGAU